Molecule: messenger RNA, 1741 nt
Organism: Glycine soja
Lineage: Eukaryota; Viridiplantae; Streptophyta; Magnoliopsida; Fabales; Fabaceae
Product: dof zinc finger protein DOF3.1-like
Exons: 2
Coding region: 483-1118 (211 amino acids)
Biological process (GO): regulation of DNA-templated transcription
Molecular function (GO): DNA binding; DNA-binding transcription factor activity
Source: RefSeq, a predicted model, not a curated record
AACAUUGCUUGCUCCAUGUUUUCUCCACUUUAAUCUGUGUGCUUUUCUCCUCAGUCACUACCACAGAAAUCCAACAACCGAACAGAAGGUUCAAUCUCUAUGCAUUCGGUACUUUGUCUUAUAUUCCUAUGUUUUAUAUUAUAGCCUAUAAAACAAACUCUCUGAAAUUGGUCCUAGAUUGAAGACUUUUCAUGUGAUUCCAUUUACACUAGACCUCCAAAACACAUUUCCAGAGUCCCAAAAAAUCCAACCUUUUUGUCCUCUUUCUUCUCUUCUUCUCUCAUUGGUGAUUGGUGGUUCAACUCAAUUCAAUUCCUUUUUGCCACUUCACAUCCUCAAAAGCCAACACCAACUACUGUUUCCCUCAAGCAAAAGUUUGGAUCUUCCUACACCAACCACUCAGUCACUCAUCUCUUAACUUUGACACUUAUCUUUCCAUAAACACCAUACACACCCUCUUCAAAAUUCAAGUCCUUUCUAGGAUGCAAGACCCAACAGCAUUCCAAGGAGUGAAGCCACCCCAGUUUCCUGAACAAGAACAACUCAAGUGUCCACGUUGUGACUCCAACAACACCAAAUUCUGCUACUAUAACAACUACAACCUCUCGCAGCCACGCCACUUUUGCAAGAACUGCAGAAGGUACUGGACUAAAGGUGGCGCUUUGAGAAACAUCCCUGUUGGGGGUGGAAGCAGAAAGACCACAAAACGUUCUUCAUCAACCUUAUCAAAACGCUCUUCUGCACCAUCUUCUUCCUCUGCAGUUUCGGAUCCUGACCCGACCCGGAUUUGCACCAACCCGGUUGAUCAAGAUCAAAGGGUGCUCAACAUUGGUGGUGGCAGUUUCAGUUCCCUUCUAGCUUCAUCUGGGCACUUCGGAACCCUCUUGGAGGGUCUGAAUCCAUCUGGGUCGGGUCUCAAAAUGGGUGAAUUUGUGGAGGGCGUGAGUUCUGACCCGGGUCUGAAUCUGGAUUCGGGUCUAAACCCGGAUUUGCAGGUUCAGAGCAAUGAGAAUUCAGAGAGUUUUCUAGGUUUGCAGAAUGGUGAUUCAAGCUGUUGGAAUGGUACUCAUGGUUGGUCUGAUCUUGCAAUAUACACACCUGGCCCAAGUUUUCAAUAGAAGCUUAGUGAUAAAAGUUUGAGACUUUUUGGCUUAAUCCAGCUUCUCGAUUAUGGUUUCACCGUUCAAAAAGCACUUAAUGUACAGGAUAUUCAAAUUCACAUUCUUGUGAAAUAUGAAUUCUAUCUUGUCAACUGGAUCAAUCUUCGUUCAUAUUUACUAUAUGAUUAUGUAAAGAGUUAUAUAAUUUGAUCAAGCCUAUGGAGAGCAUGCUAUGGAGGAUCAUACAUACACCAGAAUGUCACUGAAGCAGCAUCCUUUAGGUAAAGAUUUUUUUUUCUUUCAAUAUUUUAUAUGCUCGUGAUUGGUGUUUUUCAAACUUACCACUUGUGAAAAUUUGGGGAAAAAAAAGGCAUUUUUUUUGUGAGGAUGGCUCGGAGGAUGUGAGAUGUUAUUAUCAUAUGUAAUUUGGUAUGUGUUUUUGCAUAGCUUUUGAAGUGUCCUCGGAUAUAUGGAAGUUUACAUUGACAAGUUGUUGUUGACUUGUUGUGCGUUAUAUUUAGAUAUUUAAGGGGAUUUGGGGAUGAUAUGGGGAAAUCUAAAGUACCGCCUUUGAAGUUGUAUCUUGUUUGUAUCUUAUCAAUGGAGAACCUGACAACUGACACCUUGUUUCUUUGCUCUUA